Calidris pugnax (ruff) is the source of this 5534-nucleotide messenger RNA. RefSeq names its product ADAM metallopeptidase with thrombospondin type 1 motif 5 (gene ADAMTS5). The annotation marks the transcript as partial. NCBI's taxonomy places the organism in Eukaryota, Metazoa, Chordata, Aves, Charadriiformes, Scolopacidae. Gene Ontology annotation, biological process: proteolysis; extracellular matrix organization. The record is from RefSeq and is a predicted model, not a curated record. Gene Ontology annotation, molecular function: metalloendopeptidase activity. Gene Ontology annotation, cellular component: extracellular matrix. The transcript has 8 exons.
GGGGAGGCGGCCGACCCGCGGAUCUACGGAGAGGGGCCGGCCCGCAUCCCACACCUCUUCCGCAGGGACGGCUUCAGCUUCCAGACGGUGCCGGCCCGCACCAGCUGCGAGACCCGCGACCCGGCCGGCCCGGCGGCGGCGGUGGCGGGGGACGGCCGGCGGCGGCGGCGUCGCUCCGUCUCCCGGGCCCGGCAGGUGGAGCUGCUGCUGGUGGCCGACGCCUCCAUGGUCCGCAAGUACGGGAAGGGGCUGCAGCACUACCUGCUCACCUUGGCCUCCAUCGCCUCCCGGCUCUACGCCCACGCCAGCCUGGAGAACCACGUCCGGCUGGCCGUGGUGAAGGUGGUGGCCCUGGGGGAGAAGGAGAAAGGGCUGGAGGUCAACAGGAACGCCGCCACCACCCUCAAGAACUUCUGCAAGUGGCAGCACCAGCACAACCGCCUCGACGACGACCACGAUGAGCACUACGACGCCGCCAUCCUCUUCACCCGCGAGGAUUUAUGUGGGCAUCAUUCAUGUGAUACUCUGGGAAUGGCAGACGUUGGGACCAUAUGCUCUCCUGAGCGCAGCUGUGCAGUGAUUGAAGAUGACGGCCUCCAUGCAGCUUUUACAGUGGCUCACGAAAUUGGGCACUUGCUUGGGCUUUCCCAUGAUGACUCUAAAUUUUGUGAGGAGAACUUUGGCUCCAUGGAAGAUAAGCGCCUGAUGUCCUCCAUUCUGACUAGCAUCGAUGCUUCCAAACCCUGGUCCAAAUGCACUUCAGCAACCAUAACAGAAUUUUUCGAUGAUGGUCAUGGAAACUGUUUGCUGGACCAACCAAGAAAGCAGAUCCUGGGCCCUGAGGAGCUUCCAGGACAAACCUACGAUGCCAUUCGUCAGUGCAAACUGGCGUUUGGACCUGAAUACACAGUGUGUCCCGGUAUGGACGUGUGCUCACGCCUCUGGUGUGCAGUUGUGCGCCAAGGUCAGAUGGUCUGUCUGACUAAGAAGCUGCCUGCUGUGGAGGGAACACCAUGUGGAAAAGGGAGGAUCUGCCUCCAGGGAAAAUGUGUUGACAAAACCAAGAAGAAAUACUACUCAGCUUCAAGCCAUGGUAACUGGGGGUCCUGGGGACCCUGGGGCCAGUGCUCCCGUACCUGUGGUGGAGGAGUUCAGUUUGCUUAUCGUCACUGCAAUAACCCAGCUCCUAGAAACAACGGCCGAUACUGCACCGGCAAGAGGGCCAUCUACCGCUCCUGCAACGUCACACCCUGCCCAGCAAAUGCUAAAUCUUUCCGACAAGAGCAGUGUGAAGCAAGGAAUGGCUAUCAGUCUGACGCAAAGGGUGUCAAGACAUUUGUUGAAUGGGUCCCCAAGUAUGCUGGAGUACUUCCCGGAGACGUUUGCAAGCUCACCUGCCGAGCCAAAGGAACUGGCUAUUAUGUGGUAUUUUCUCAGAAGGUAACUGAUGGUACUGAAUGUCGACCGUACAGUAACUCAGUCUGCGUCCGGGGAAAAUGCAUCCGAACGGGUUGUGAUGGCAUCAUCGGUUCAAAGCUCCAGUAUGACAAAUGCGGGGUGUGUGGAGGAGACAAUUCCAGCUGCACAAAGGUCAUGGGAACCUUUACCAAAAAGAGCAAGGGCUACACAGAUAUAGUGAAAAUCCCAGAAGGAGCAACCCACAUCAAAGUUCGUCAGUUCAAGACUAAGGACCAGAGCAGGUUCACUGCCUACCUGGCCCUGAAAAAGAAAAAUGGUGAGUACCUUGUCAAUGGAAAAUACAUGAUCUCCACUUCAGAAACAAUCAUUGACAUCAACGGGACUGUCAUGAACUACAGCGGCUGGAGCCACAAAGACGAUUUCUUGCACGCGAUGGGACACUCCGCCACGAAAGAGGUUCUUAUUGUGCAGAUACUGGCCACUGAUCCAACUCAACCCGUGGAUGUCCGCUACAGUUUCUUCGUGCCAAAGAAGCAAGGGCAAAUGACUAACUCUGUCACCAGCGGCGGCGGCAGCAGCAGCAGCAAAGUACCUCCACAGCUCACGCAACCCCGCUGGGUUACGGGGCCGUGGCUUUCUUGUUCUCGAACAUGUGACACAGGAUGGCACACCAGGACUGUCCAGUGCAAAGACGGGCAUGGAAAAUUAGCUAAGGGAUGUCUUCUCUCUCAGAGACCGUCAGCAUUCAAACAGUGCUUGUUGAAAAAGUGUUAACCUGUGGUUGUGAUCUUCUUUAAAAGAGGUUUGAGUAAGCCAUUGUUGACAUACUGGUAUUAGGUCUGCCCAGACAGAGAGAAGCAAAAGGCUUCAAUGUACUUACCUACAGUCUCAAAUUAUGGGCAGAAUCUGCCUAUUUGGACCAAAUGAAGAUGUGCACUGCUUUAAAUAAUAGUAGGGUAAUCUUAAUAUGUCAAAAAACUAAGCAUUAAAGUUGUUACAAGCCCUCUGUGUCUGCAAAAAUAUAAAAUAAAAUAAUGCAAAAGAAGAAAAACUAGUGAAUGGAGGAUCCUGAGAUAUCUGAAGGUUACAGAAUCAUCUCCCCUUUUUCACCUACCUCUAAUACAGUAUGUCCUUAGAAAACGUCACAUGUAUCCAUGAUACCACAGUAGCUUAUUUUAUACUGUUUUGUAAAUACCUUUCAUUUGGUAUGUCACUUUAUAUCACUUGGUUCUAUUAAAAUAUCAAAAGACAAACUACAUAAGCAGAGUGAUUGACCAAAGUACUCUGCAGCCCUUGUGGACUCGAUCCAUUCUUCAGAAAGGGCCGCAGAUGUUUUACUGGAAAAUAAAAAGCUUGCUGCUGGUUUUAAAAAGCAAUACCUUUUGGUUUUGACAAAAGGAAACAUAUUUUCGUGCUAGGAAUAUCCUGGCAGCAGAUCAUUAUUCUAUGACAAAUACUGUGUUUCCACCAAGAAGUUCUCAGAAGGAGCAGUGCAGCAGCUUGCAGACCAGGGAUUCCCGCAUGUGCAUUGCUGAAAUACCAGCACCAUCAGCGACUCCUCACCCUGUGUGUGUCAGAGACACACACACAGGAGAAGGAUUUGGCUGCUAGAAGGAAUUUGUGUCCACUUCGCUUGUAAACCUUCCGCCAGUUCCAGCUGUGUCACAGCUUGGGGUCCUUGUUGACGAUGAACAAAAGCUGCUAGCUUCUUCUUUCCAUAAAACAAAGGCAUACUGUAUUUUGUAGAAACUAGUUAGAGAACCAAAAAUUACAGGUAAGAUAAUCAAGUGUCUUCUAAACUCAGAUAUUCUGAGGCUGUGUUCAACUGCUUUCUCUGUUAUUUUCUCUAUGGCUUCCACCUUGAAUCUAACAAUGUGUAAUGUACCUAGAUCUUCUGAAGAGGCUAUAAAGGUCAAAAAAACACAGCAAGCAGUUAAUAUUUUGUCACUGUUUUGUCCAUCAUGUCUAACUCUGGUAUUCAUCUUACCAGCAAAAGUUUGUAACUAUUUGUCUUGAUUGUUUUGUGUGUGGUUUUGUUUUUGUUUUGCUUUGUUUUAAAGCUACAGAAGGCAUUCAUGUUUUGUAUAUCCACCCCAUCUGGGAGGAAGAGGGGUCACUAGGAAGUCAAACCACAUCAGGAUGUGGAGGACUUGCCCUAUACCAAUAAGACUGUUUCCACAGUACAGGCAGUGGCAGGUAAUUGCUUUCACUGGCAGCAACUUCUGAAUCCCAUUGUUGCCUGGCAGAAGUUCUGUGACCAAGGAUGGGGAUUUCACCUGAUGCAGGUACCAGGUGGGGGCCUGACAGCGACCCUGUUAAAACCGCUUCCUUUUAUAUCAGCGGGCUUUGAAUUAAGCCCUGGAAUAACAGGUACCGAAAGAAAUGGUUGGAAUACGUUGUUGAAAAAAGAAUCUCAUCUGCCUUUCAUUCCUUCAUUCAUCCACACAGGCGAGUGUGAGGCUGCAGGAGGAUUUUCAGACAAGCCUCGCAGCUGUAAGUCAGUGGUUCUCGAGCGCUGAAAUCCCCCAGGCUCCUCUGAAAAUCCCAGUCGUGAGGUCAGGAGAGAAAACUUGUUGGCCUGUGUAGCAAGCAGGGCAGGACUCACUCCGGGCUGACACAAACAUGUUUUUGCAAGUGUGGCAUGUUUGUAUGAAUCCUAAGAAAGCAUGUGAUGAUUUCAAAACAGCGUAGAAUUGCUACAUCUGCAAGUAUGAAACCUGGAGAAGUAUCUAUUUGUGUACCCUGUUCUAAAUAAACAGAAAGAGGGCAGGGCCUCCUCCUCUGUCAAAAUGAAUUACCAACGGAUGUUACUAGUCGUCUUCAGCUUCCAAGAAUGGUGUGACCUUUUAUUAGGAGUAGGCCUAUGAAAAAUUGUGGAUCUUGAGGAAAAUUCCCCACUUAAUCUGUGAUCCCACCCUAAGAACUCAGAUCAAGGGCUCUGAAUAGUUUCAGAGUUCUAGAAAGUAAAGAUUUAGGCCUUCUCUACCUAUUAACAGAAGAUCAUUUUGAAGUGUCUUAUUUUCCUUUCAAGUAAUCUAAUUUUUAUACGUAUGUAUAUGUAUUAAACAUGUUCUAGAACCUCUCAAAAAAACUCAUAACAAAUAGAAACCGUCAUGAGAGAAAACAUACGGAGACUUAAUGUGUCUCAGCAUAGAGUUAACAUUUGUCUUGACAUACAGCUGCUGUAUGAAGUGGCGUUUGUUUUUCCUGUGUUUUAUCAUAAUAGAGACAGAAUGUGCAAGUAUUUGUGUUUGCAUCAUAGUAAUAAUUUAUUAUAUAUUCAACAGGAUGAGUAAAGCUUUUGGAUGCUGUUCAGGCUCCAGAAGAGUAAUACCAUACGCGGGUAUAAAUUCAAAGCUUUCUUAGAUCGAGUAUCUUUUUUCAUAGAAAGAGUUUAUUUAUAAAAAAUAAAUAAAUAUGCGAACAAACCACUAUAGCGAUUUUUCCCUUUUCACCAGUGUAGUAAUGAAGCAAAUUGGCAUGAUCAAAAAGCAGUUGCCUGUAGAUGGUGAGAGGGCAAAGGGGACAGACGAAGGAAGCAAGCCUAGAAGUGUGAUUUAAUGCUAGGUCAGUCUGCUCUAGUUUGCACUUGCUUUUUAGCUAUUCUUUGUAAUCAGAUUCCAAUUUCAAACCUUGCUUUUAUCAGUCAUUGCUGUCUCAUGUAACUGAUAAAUGAAAAAUUGGUACAAGGUAUGUGACUUUGUCCUUUCAACUUCUGUUCUCAACUAAAUUCCUUGUCACUCACACUGUUAUGUCAUUGUUUACAUUACUACCGAGGGUUGCCAAACAGGAUUCAUAAAAUGCAUCCAGGGGAUAGAAACCCAGACGAUUGCUCUUUGCAUAGAAAGAAACAAUCCUCAGUGUUAAAUUCACUGCUGACUUUUUGGGACGCAUCUCCAGCACCCAUAGGUGGAGUUGGACCCCUAAGCGUCGGUGGGUUUUAGGGCAUCUGCUUCUCAAAUAAGACAAUCUCGCUAGGAAAAAAGCUGUCAUUUUUGGUUUGACUGUAUACAAGAAAUUAAAUUUAGCUGCCCUCCUGUGGAAACAGUUUUAUCACAAGGGGGAGAGGGAAUAAUCUCGUGGAUUAAUCACAAUUGUAAAAAAAAAAAAAAAAA